AUCCUUUCUGCCUUAUUUAUUUUCAAUUUUUUCUUUGUAAUUUAUUUUCAGGGCAAAUUUAUUCGGAUCAACUUUGAUGUAACUGGCUAUAUUGUUGGGGCCAACAUUGAAACAUACCUUCUGGAAAAAUCUCGUGCUGUUCGCCAAGCAAAAGAUGAGCGUACUUUUCAUAUCUUUUACCAGCUGCUAUCUGGAGCAGGAGAACACCUAAAGUCUGACUUGCUGCUUGAAGGAUUUAACAACUACAGAUUCCUCUCCAACGGUUAUAUUCCCAUUCCGGGACAGCAAGACAAAGAUAACUUCCAGGAGACGAUGGAAGCGAUGCAUAUAAUGGGCUUCUCUCAUGAAGAGAUUCUGUCUAUGCUUAAAGUAGUGUCUUCAGUGCUUCAGUUUGGAAACAUUUCUUUCAAAAAGGAGCGAAACACUGAUCAAGCUUCCAUGNNNNACACUCUAGUUGCCCAGAAGCUGUGCCAUCUUCUUGGGAUGAAUGUGAUGGAGUUCACUCGGGCCAUCCUUACCCCCCGCAUCAAGGUCGGCCGAGACUACGUGCAGAAAGCCCAGACCAAAGAACAAGCGGACUUUGCAGUGGAAGCAUUGGCAAAAGCUACCUACGAGCGGCUCUUUCGCUGGCUCGUUCACCGGAUCAAUAAAGCUCUGGAUAGGACCAAGCGUCAGGGAGCAUCUUUCAUUGGAAUCCUGGACAUUGCUGGAUUUGAAAUUUUUGAGCUGAACUCCUUCGAGCAGCUGUGCAUCAACUACACGAACGAGAAGCUGCAGCAGCUGUUCAACCACACCAUGUUCAUCCUGGAGCAGGAGGAGUACCAGCGCGAGGGCAUCGAGUGGAACUUCAUCGACUUCGGGCUCGACCUGCAGCCGUGCAUCGACCUGAUAGAGAGGCCGGCCAACCCUCCCGGUGUGCUUGCCCUUUUGGAUGAGGAGUGCUGGUUCCCGAAAGCCACAGAUAAAACCUUUGUUGAAAAACUAGUUCAAGAGCAAGGUUCCCACUCCAAGUUCCAGAAACCCCGGCAGCUGAAAGACAAAGCUGACUUUUGCAUCAUACACUACGCAGGGAAGGUGGACUACAAGGCGGACGAGUGGCUGAUGAAGAACAUGGACCCCCUGAACGACAACGUGGCCACGCUGCUGCACCAGUCCUCGGACAGAUUUGUGGCCGAGCUCUGGAAGGAUGUGGAUCGGAUUGUGGGCCUGGAUCAAGUCACUGGGAUGACGGAGACAGCUUUUGGCUCUGCCUAUAAAACCAAGAAGGGCAUGUUUCGAACCGUCGGCCAGCUCUACAAAGAGUCUCUCACCAAGCUGAUGGCGACUCUCCGCAACACCAACCCCAACUUCGUUCGCUGCAUCAUUCCAAACCACGAGAAGCGGGCUGGGAAACUGGACCCGCACCUCGUGCUGGACCAGCUGCGCUGCAACGGUGUGCUGGAAGGCAUCCGCAUCUGCCGCCAGGGCUUCCCCAACCGGAUCGUGUUCCAGGAGUUCCGGCAGAGAUACGAGAUCCUCACUCCAAAUGCAAUUCCUAAAGGCUUUAUGGAUGGCAAACAGGCUUGUGAACGAAUGAUCCGGGCUUUAGAAUUAGAUCCAAACUUGUACAGAAUUGGACAGAGCAAGAUAUUUUUCCGAGCUGGAGUUUUGGCACAUUUAGAGGAAGAACGGGAUUUAAAAAUUACCGACAUCAUUAUCUUCUUCCAGGCCGUUUGCAGAGGUUACCUAGCAAGAAAGGCCUUUGCCAAGAAGCAGCAGCAGCUCAGCGCCCUGAAGGUCCUGCAGCGGAACUGCGCCGCGUACCUGAAGCUGCGGCACUGGCAGUGGUGGCGCGUCUUCACGAAGGUGAAGCCGCUCCUGCAAGUCACUCGCCAAGAGGAAGAACUUCAGGCCAAAGAUGAAGAGCUGCUGAAGGUGAAGGAGAAGCAGACCAAGGUGGAAGGGGAGCUGGAGGAGAUGGAGAGGAAGCACCAGCAGCUCUUAGAAGAGAAGAACAUCCUUGCAGAGCAACUGCAGGCGGAGACUGAGCUCUUUGCUGAGGCAGAAGAGAUGAGAGCCAGACUCGCUGCUAAGAAGCAGGAGCUGGAAGAGAUUCUGCAUGACUUGGAGUCGAGGGUGGAAGAAGAAGAAGAAAGAAACCAAAUCCUCCAAAAUGAAAAGAAAAAAAUGCAAGCGCAUAUUCAGGACCUGGAGGAGCAGCUGGACGAGGAAGAAGGGGCCCGGCAGAAGCUGCAGCUGGAGAAGGUGACGGCCGAGGCGAAAAUCAAGAAGAUGGAGGAGGAGAUUCUGCUUCUUGAGGACCAAAACUCCAAAUUUAUCAAAGAAAAGAAACUCAUGGAGGACCGCAUUGGUGAGUGCUCCUCUCAGCUGGCUGAAGAGGAAGAAAAGGCAAAAAACUUGGCCAAAAUCAGGAAUAAGCAAGAAGUGAUGAUCUCGGAUUUAGAAGAACGCUUAAAGAAGGAAGAGAAGACCCGUCAGGAGCUGGAAAAGGCCAAGAGGAAACUGGACGGCGAGACGACUGACCUGCAGGACCAGAUCGCUGAGCUGCAGGCCCAGAUCGACGAGCUCAAGGUGCAGCUGGCCAAGAAGGAGGAGGAGCUGCAGGGCGCGCUGGCCAGGGGCGACGACGAGACGCUCCACAAGAACAACGCCCUGAAGGUGGUGCGGGAGCUGCAAGCCCAGAUCGCCGAGCUUCAGGAGGACUUUGAAUCGGAGAAGGCUUCGCGGAACAAGGCAGAGAAGCAGAAACGGGACCUGAGUGAGGAGCUGGAGGCUCUGAAAACCGAGCUGGAGGACACGCUGGACACCACCGCCGCCCAGCAGGAGCUUCGGUGAGUGAGGCCGGCGCCC
Myotis lucifugus (little brown bat) is the source of this 2850-nucleotide messenger RNA. RefSeq names its product myosin-10. Gene Ontology annotation, molecular function: ATP binding; protein binding; cytoskeletal motor activity. The record is from RefSeq and is a predicted model, not a curated record. The annotation marks the transcript as partial. NCBI's taxonomy places the organism in Eukaryota, Metazoa, Chordata, Mammalia, Chiroptera, Vespertilionidae. Gene Ontology annotation, cellular component: myosin complex. The transcript is spliced from 20 exons.